AUGGCAGACAAGCCAGCAGUGGGGGAAAUUGCCAGCUUCAAUAAGGCCAAGCUGAAGAAACUUGGGAUGCAUGAGAAGAACACCCUGCCAACCAAAGGAAACUUUGAAUAA
This is a messenger RNA of Arvicanthis niloticus (Nile rat), 111 nucleotides long. Lineage: Eukaryota; Metazoa; Chordata; Mammalia; Rodentia; Muridae. The record is from RefSeq and is a predicted model, not a curated record.